GAUGACGAUUAUUCAAUAAUGACCAUUUUCUUUUUCUUUUAAUUAUCUUCGUUGUUAAUAUUUUCACCGCACGUUUUUUGGCGGGCACAAAUUAAACCUUUCUUUCUUUCUCUCCGUUUCUUCAAUUUCCUUCCCUUCCAACAGGUAACAAGCUUUUGUCCUUUUUCAUUUAUUAUCCAUCACCUUUCCAAUACACGACUAUCCUCUCCUUGAAUCUCCUCUCCUGAUUCCUCAGACGCCCAGACGGGACGAGGACGUGCCCGCCACUGGAGGAAACCCAUCGGCACCGGUAGCGGCGACCAUGUCCUUCUCCAUCUCCGCUUUCACCUGCUCUCCUCCGCCCGGAGCCACCGUCGGCAAGUUGCUCUACUUCGUUUUCCUUUCACCGUGUCCGCAGCGCGCUCUCUUCUCCCUACUCGACCUCCUCUUCCUUCUCACCCUCCUUCUCUUCGUCAUCCAGAAGCUCCUCUCCCGCCGCCACGAAUCUAAUUCGGACGCCGCCAAGCCACUUCUCCCCACCUCCUCCGCCGUUCGCACGACAUGGCGCUUCAACCUCCCCUUGGCCAUCUCCUCCAUCCUCGCCGCAGCUUUCCUCGUCCUUCUCGUACUUGCCCUUGCCCUCGAUAAAUCUUCCCCGUUCUCCUGGCGCCUUCUCCAAUCAAUCUUCUUCUCUUUCCAGUUCCUGUCCCAUCUCGCCGCUGCUGCCGUCAUCGCCCACGAGAAGCGAUUUCGCGCAAUCUCCCAUCCACUAACACUCCGCCUCUUCUGGAUCUUCUCCUUCCUACUGUCAAUCCUCCUAACCGUCUCCGCAGUACUCCGCCUCUUCUCUUCAUCCGCCAACUUUCCAGAUGGCAUCGCCUCCCUCGUCUUCCUUCUCUUCUCCGCCGCCCUUCUUGUCUUCGCUCUCUCCCCUUCCACCGGUUUCCAUUCCCAGCUCUCUUCUUCAUCCCCGUCAAGUACAGGAGACAGCAACUUAUCGGAGGACUCCGAGUCGAAACCGAACGUGACCGCGUACACCACCGCCUCCCUUCUCUCCCGCCUGACGUGGAGCUGGAUGAACCCCCUUCUUGCCAAAGGCUACAAAUCCCCCCUCAAGCUGCAGGACGUGCCUUCCCUCGCUCCUGAGCACCAGGCUCAGCGGCUCUAUAAUCUCUUCAACUCUCAUUGGCCUCGCCCCGCCAUCAAAUCCCAUCACCCCGUCCGCACCACACUGCUUCGAUGCUUCUGGCCGCAGCUGCUACUCACCGCCUCGCUCGCCGUCCUCCGUCUCUGCGUCAUGUACGUCGGUCCCACUCUCAUCAACCGCUUCAUUGACUUCGCCUCCGGCCGCCGUUCAUCCAUCUACGAGGGCUAUUACCUCUGCCUCACCCUGCUUGCCGCCAAGUUCGUCGAAGUCCUCUGCUCUCACCAUUACAACUUCCACUCGCAGAAGACCGGUAUGCUCAUCCGCUCCACUCUAAUCACCACCCUCUACCGCAAAGGCCUCCGCCUAUCCUGCUCCGCCCGCCAAUCCCACGGACUCGGCAUGAUCGUCAAUUACAUGGCCGUCGACGCCCAGCAGCUCUCCGACAUGAUGCUUCAGAUCCAUUACAUCUGGCUCAUGCCUCUACAAGUAGGCGUGGCCCUUGCCCUUCUUUACGUCUACCUCGGCCCCUCCGUCACCUCCGCGGUCGUCGGCAUCAUCGCCGUGAUGGUCUUCGUAGUCUUUGGCACCAGGCGUAACAACCUCUUCCAGUUCUCCCUGAUGGGUAUGCGUGACAAGCGCAUGAAAGCCACAAAUGAGAUGCUGAAUUACAUGCGCGUCAUCAAGUUCCAGGCCUGGGAGGAGCAUUUUAACAAACGAAUACAGGGCUUCCGAUCCGAGGAGUUCGGCUGGCUCUCCCGCUUCAUGUACUCCAUCUCCGGCAACAUCAUCGUGCUCUGGAGCGCACCGUUGGUCAUCUCCUCCCUCGUAUUUGGUACUUGUAUUGCCGCCGGCGUUCGUCUCGACGCCGGAAUCGUUUUCACCGCCACCUCUUUUUUCAAGAUCCUGCAGGAGCCUAUGCGCAACUUCCCCCAGGCUCUCAUCUCGGCCUCACAGGCUAUGAUCUCGCUUGAAAGGCUCGACGCCUACAUGACUAGCGGCGAGCUCGACGAGGGCGCCGUCGAGCAGGUGUUGAGCGGCUACGCAGUCGACGCUCCCGCAGUGGAGGUUUGCGAGGGGACCUUCGGAUGGGAGGAUGACGUCAGCGCCGACACAGCGUGGCUUAAACGCGUGAACGUCCGGAUCCCACGCGGCGCUGUCGCCGCCGUCGUCGGCACAGUCGGAUCCGGCAAGUCAUCAUUUCUAUCGUGCCUAGUCGGCGAGAUGCAUCGUAUUUCCGGAAAGGUUAGGGUCUGUGGAAGCAUGGCUUAUGUGGCACAGACAGCAUGGAUACAAAAUGGAACUAUUCAGGACAAUAUUUUGUUUGGUCUGCCUCUAAACCAGCAAAAGUAUAAGGAAGUGAUCCGUGUAUGUUGUUUGACGAAGGAUUUGGAAAUGAUGGAGUUUGGAGACCAGACUGAGAUAGGAGAGAGAGGAAUCAAUCUCAGUGGCGGUCAGAAGCAGCGCAUACAGCUAGCCAGGGCUGUUUAUCAGGAUUCAGAUGUAUACCUCCUCGAUGAUGUCUUCAGUGCCGUUGACGCUCACACUGGCUCAGAGAUCUUCAAGGAAUGCAUAAGGGGUGCUCUCAAGGACAAGACAGUUAUACUUGUUACCCACCAAGUUGAUUUUCUUCACAAUGCUGAUCUUAUUUUGGUUAUGCGAGAUGGGAUGAUUGUUCAAUCUGGAAAGUACAACGAAAUACUAAAUGCUGGUGCAGAUUUUGCAGCGCUUGUUGCCGCACAUGAUAGUUCUAUGGAGCUAGUAGAGCAUGGCCCUCCCGAGCAAGUGAGAAUGGAUUCUCCAUCCAAACAAGGUGACCAAACCAUCACGAAUGAUGAGAAGUCAAAGGACGAGUCUUCUGUAAUCUCGCCUAAGACUGAGAAGAGUUCAGCUAAGCUUAUCAAAGACGAGGAAAGGGAGACUGGAAAAGUCAGUUUGAACGUGUACAAAACCUACAUUACCGAGGCUUGGGGAUGGUGGGGGGUCAUUGCUGUUUUGAUUGUUUCACUGCUGUGGCAAGGGUCUUUGAUGGCCAGUGAUUAUUGGUUGGCAUUAUCAACUUCUGCAAAUAAUGCUUCUUCAUUCAAUCCCUCACAAUUUAUUGAAGUUUAUGUGAUUAUAGCUGUAAUUUCUGUAAUCCUAGUCGCUGGGAGGUCCUUUCUUGUCACUUAUUGGGGGCUGAAAACUGCCCAAAUCUUUUUCAAGCAGAUCCUGAACAGUAUCUUGCAUGCACCUAUGUCGUUCUUUGAUACCACUCCUUCAGGAAGAAUUCUUAGUCGGGCAUCUUCAGAUCAAACAAAUGUUGAUCUGUUCCUCCCUUUCUUUGUGGGAUUGACCGUUUCAAUGUACAUUACUGUACUAAGCAUUCUGAUAGUCACCAUACAGGUUGCUUGGCCAACACUUUUUUUCAUAAUUCCACUUGCAUGGCUCAACGUCUGGUAUAGGGGUUACUAUCUUACAACAUCUCGAGAGUUGACUCGUCUUGAUUCAAUAACAAAAGCGCCCGUCAUCCAUCACUUUUCAGAAACCAUUCAGGGCGUCAUGACAAUCCGCUGUUUUAAAAAGGAAGAAAGAUUUUCUCAAGAAAACAUCAACCGAGUAAAUGCGAGCUUGACUAUGGAUUUUCAUAACAACGGUUCCAAUGAAUGGAUGGGAUUUCGGUUGGAGUUAAUUGGAACUGUCAUUUUAUGCAUAUCUGCUCUGUCAAUGGUUAUGCUUCCCAGCAAUUUUAUCAAGCCAGAGUAUGUUGGUUUAUCCCUUUCCUACGGUCUCUCUCUCAAUUCUGUGCUUUUUUGGGCAAUUUGGAUAAGCUGUUUCUUAGAAAAUAGAAUGGUUUCAGUAGAGAGAUUAAAGCAAUUUAGUAGCAUUCCUCCGGAAGCACCGUGGAGGAUAAAAGACCGUCUGCCUUCACCAAACUGGCCCACUCAUGGAGAUAUUAUUCUCAGAGAUCUGAAGGUUAGAUAUCGGCCAAACACUCCUCUUGUUUUGCAUGGCAUCACGCUUGACAUUCAUGGAGGGGAGAAAAUAGGAGUUGUUGGCCGAACAGGGAGCGGCAAAUCAACUUUGAUUCAAGCUCUUUUCCGAAUUGUAGAACCAUCUGGAGGGAAGAUUAUCAUUGAUGGAAUAGAUAUUUGCAUUUUGGGUCUUCAUGAUCUAAGGUCCCGCUUUGGUAUAAUUCCUCAAGAGCCUGUUCUAUUCGAAGGAACAGUGAGGAGCAAUGUUGACCCAGUUGGACAAUAUACAGAUGAUGAAAUAUGGCAGAGCCUGGAACGGUGCCAGCUGAAACAAGCAGUGGCGGCAAAACCUGAAAAGCUUGAUGCUUUAGUGGUCGAUAAUGGUGAGAAUUGGAGUGUGGGUCAGAGGCAACUUUUUUGCUUGGGCCGAGUUCUGUUGAAGAAAAGCAGAAUCCUGUUCAUGGAUGAGGCAACUGCUUCGGUUGAUUCUCAGACCGAUGGGUUUAUCCAGAAAAUCAUUCGAGAAGACUUCUCAAAUUGUACAAUUAUAAGCAUCGCUCAUAGAAUUCCUACCGUCAUGGAUUGUGACAGAGUUCUGGUUGUAGAUUCAGGAUUGGCAAAGGAAUUUGACUCACCGACAAAUUUAAUUGAGCGGCCCUCUCUGUUCGGAGCAUUGGUCCAGGAGUACGCCAACCGCUCCUCUGAUCUGUAAUGCUGAGAAGAAUGUAAGUUAUUGCAGAGUUUAUUAAGCAGCAGAUUUGUAUAUCAUCAUUUGUUUUGGAAUUGGAAGUGAAAUAAUCUGCUGGAAGACGCUGAAAGAGAGCUGCUAUCUUUGUUUCAUUUCACAAAGUAAAAGAGUUUUUGAUUAGUUCUAAAUAAUGAUAGGCCAGUUGAGAA
Molecule: messenger RNA, 4974 nt
Organism: Dendrobium catenatum
Lineage: Eukaryota; Viridiplantae; Streptophyta; Magnoliopsida; Asparagales; Orchidaceae
Product: ABC transporter C family member 14
Exons: 11
Coding region: 302-4789 (1495 amino acids)
Biological process (GO): transmembrane transport
Cellular component (GO): vacuolar membrane; plant-type vacuole
Molecular function (GO): ABC-type transporter activity; ATP hydrolysis activity; ATP binding
Source: RefSeq, a predicted model, not a curated record